Molecule: messenger RNA, 1968 nt
Organism: Spea bombifrons (plains spadefoot toad)
Lineage: Eukaryota; Metazoa; Chordata; Amphibia; Anura; Pelobatidae
Gene: APEX2
Product: apurinic/apyrimidinic endodeoxyribonuclease 2
Exons: 7
Coding region: 259-1803 (514 amino acids)
Biological process (GO): base-excision repair
Cellular component (GO): nucleus
Molecular function (GO): double-stranded DNA 3'-5' DNA exonuclease activity; DNA-(apurinic or apyrimidinic site) endonuclease activity; phosphoric diester hydrolase activity
Source: RefSeq, a predicted model, not a curated record
UAGCGGCAUGUGCCGACCCUGCGCUAAGAAGCGGGAACUUGGAAUUUGGAUCGGUUGGGUUUAAUGCCGGGUUCUGCCCCUCCUGACACGUGCUCUGAACAUGUCGGGGGAUGGGGAGGAAAGCUCGAGGUCCGUGUGACAACACUUGGUCUUGGGGUUAAAUAAAGAAGCAUGAGCUGCUGCAGAACACCUUGAGAAGCAGAGCUGUCAAUCACCUGUCUUAUCCGUGUUGCAGAUCUGUGGACUACAGCUGGAAGCAUGCGGAUUGUCAGCUGGAAUAUCAAUGGCAUUCGGGCUACACGUACCAGCCUUAAAGAAAUCCUGGACUCGCUGGAUGCCGAUAUUAUCUGUUUGCAGGAGACUAAAGUCACCAGGGAUCUGUUAGAUGAACCCACUGCUAUAGUAGAGGGAUAUAACUCUUACUUCAGCUUUAGCCGUGUGAGGAGUGGGUACUCAGGAGUUGCAACGUUUUGCAAAGCAACCACAACACCAUGGGCAGCAGAAGAAGGUCUCUCCGGGAAACUAAAUACUCACAAGGAAGCCAUCGGCUGUUACGGGAACACAGAGGAGUUUUCAGAGGAAGAACUGAUGUCUCUAGACCAAGAAGGAAGAGCAGUUCUCACACAGCACAAGAUCCGCGCGUCUGAUGAUAAAGAGGAGAUUGUUACCGUGAUUAACGUUUACUGCCCGCGUGCUGAUCCAGAGAAACCGGAGCGCAAAUCCUACAAACUACGCUUCUAUCGCCUGCUUCAGAUACGAGCCGAGGCCAUUCUGCAGUCAGGAGGGCAUGUGAUAAUUUUGGGAGAUGUGAACACCUCACACAAGCCAAUUGACCACUGUGACCCAAGCGACCUGGAAGCCUUUGAGGAGAACCCUGGUCGUCAGUGGCUAAGCCAAUUUCUUGAUGAGCCUGUUGCAGCACAAGUAGGGAAUGGAGAUCCAGUAAUUUAUUCACAAAAAGGACACUUUUAUGACACUUUCAGGUACUUUCACCCCACUCAGAAAAACGCAUUUACUUGCUGGUGUUCAGCCUCUGGGGCACGGCAAACCAAUUAUGGCACACGCAUAGACUACAUUCUAGGUGAUAAAAGACUUGUUGAGACACAGUUCUCGAAUUCCAUAAUAAUGCCAGAGGUGGAAGGAUCGGACCAUUGUCCCGUUAAAGCUUUUAUGAAAUGCCAACCAUUAGGAGCAACCAAGUGUCCUCCUCUCUGCACCAAAUUUCUCCCGGAGUUUGCUGGUCGGCAACAGAAGCUGUCCCAGUUUCUGGUCAGAAAACACAGAGAUUUGGGGCAUACAUUUGGAGAGGUUUCAGACUCCCAGACGCCAUCUGAAACAACUGAAGCGGUGAUUGUUCGUAAGCGGGUGCUAGAAAAGAACGUCAAUACAGGAAAAAAGACUAAACUGAGUGGGAAGGGGGGUCAGGGAAGCCUUUUGGGUUUUUUUAAGCCGGCAACAGCCAAACCAAAUUUAACAGAGGGACAAUUGACCAGCAACUCAUUGCUUGCUGACCAGAAAAACAUAAAAGAUGCUGUCCCGCAGGACUCUAUUUCCAUUCCUAUCAUCCCUAAAGACACACAACCACAAGCAGCCUUCUGGAAGUCAUUGCUGAAGGGACCCCCGCCGCCACCCAACUGUAAGGGCCAUGGGGAGCCCUGUGUGCUGCGGACAGUGAAGAAGGCAGGUCCCAACUGUGGCCGUCAGUUCUAUGUCUGUGCGAGACCCGACGGUCACUCAUCCAACCCACAGGCGCGUUGUAACUACUUCCUCUGGGUCAACAAGAAGACUGGCCCCGAAAACUGAUGUGAAUUAAAGGAUCUGUAUUGCUUCAACUUAUGUUCACCUUUAAAUUGUAUUUAAAGUAGUUCCAAAUAUGUUCCUUUUUCCCCUACUGUUUUCAAUACCUGCUGGCUUAAACGUUUGAGAGGUUCUUACAGUAAUAAAAGACAGAACAGCAUCAUCACUUUU